Messenger RNA from Rhinichthys klamathensis goyatoka, 1077 nucleotides. RefSeq lists its product as uncharacterized. The record is from RefSeq and is a predicted model, not a curated record. Gene Ontology annotation, biological process: DNA integration. The coding region runs from base 16 to 1056 and encodes 346 amino acids. Lineage: Eukaryota; Metazoa; Chordata; Actinopteri; Cypriniformes; Leuciscidae. The transcript is spliced from 6 exons. Gene Ontology annotation, molecular function: nucleic acid binding.
GUUUCAAGAAGCACAAUGAACAGAAGAUUGAAAGAACACACCCUGUCUGUCAGAGCCUGCUAUUCCAACAUUUCAGAUGAAGAACUUGAUAAUGUUGUAAGAUCAAUAAAAAUAAGAAUGCCACAUGCAGGCUACAGACUAAUGAAAGGUGAACUUUUGGCAAGAGGGCACCGGGUACAGUGGCACAGGAUGAAGGCCUCUAUGCGACGGGUGGAUGGAGCUGGAAUUUUGGCCAGAAUGAUUCAGCUUGGUUUCAUAGCUCGCAGAAGCUACUCUGUUCCUGCACCAUUGUCCUUAGUUCACGUGGACACCAAUCAUAAGCUAAUCACAUUCAAUAUUGUGAUAUUUGGUGGGAUUGAUGGUUUCUCAAGGAAGAUCCUAUACCUUGAUGCUGCUGAAAACAACAAGGCAUCAACUGCCUUCUCAUUCUUUCUGGAGGGUGUUCACAAACAUGGGUGGCCUUCAAGAGUACGUGGUGACCAGGGAGUGGAAAACGUGGAUAUUGCACGUUGCAUGUUCUCAGUGCGAGGAACUGGUCGAGGUAGCUUCAUUGCCGGAAAAAGCGUUCACAAUCAAAGAAUUGAGCGCCUAUGGCGUGAUGUGUGGUCAGCCGUCACAUCAAAAUACUACGAAACCCUACAUGCAAUGGUAGAAGAUGGAGUGCUUGAUCUAUCAAAUCAACUACACCUCUUCUGUGUGCACUACACAAUUCUUCCACGCCUGAACCUGGACCUGAAGUGCUUCAUUGGGAGCUGGAACAACCACCCAAUCAGAACAGAAGCAAAUCUUACACCAAAUCAGCUUUGGUACAUUGGAAUGCUGCAGACUCCAGUAGCUGAUCAAGAUGUAGAGAUAAUCGAGCAACUGUGUCAACAGCAAACGUCUGAUACUGACCCAGAAGAUGGUGUGGUGGUUCCAGAGAUCCAAUGCCCUUUAUCUGAACAGAGCUUUGCUGUUCUGCAGGGAUUAAUUGAUCCCCUGACAUCACUGAACUACCGAGAGCUCUAUGUCCAGUCACUUGAUAUUAUUCAAAGACUGAGCUUUACUAACAUUUGACUUUUGUAACAUAAAAAAAGA